UCCCCUGGACCCGCCAGCCGUGCCACCGCUCCUUUACGGAGGCGCUUCACUUCCGGGUGUUCCCAGGGGUGGAAGCGACCACGGCACGAAAGACAAGGGACUACAGACUCAGGACCGGUCAGCGCCAUGGGCAGCAGCUGCCGCAUUGAAUGCAUAUUCUUCAGCGAAUUCCACCCAACGCUAGGACCCAAAAUUACCUAUCAGGUCCCUGAGGAUUUCAUCUCCCGAGAGCUGUUUGACACUGUCCAAGUGUACAUCAUCACCAAGCCCGAGUUACAGAACAAGCUUAUCACUGUCACGGCCAUGGAGAAGAAGCUGAUUGGCUGCCCUGUAUGCAUUGAACACAAGAAGUACAGCCGCAAUGCCCUCCUCUUCAACUUGGGCUUCGUGUGUGAUGCUCAGGCCAAGACUUGUGCCCUUGAACCCAUUGUUAAAAAGCUGGCUGGCUACUUGACCACACUGGAGCUCGAAAGCAGCUUUGUGUCCACAGAGGAGAGCAAGCAGAAGUUGGUGCCUAUCAUGGCCAUCUUACUGGAAGAACUAAAUGCCUCUGGCCGGUGCACUCUACCCAUUGAUGAAUCCAACACCAUCCACUUGAAGGUGAUUGAGCAGCGGCCUGACCCUCCUGUGGCUCAGGAGUAUGAUGUGCCUGUCUUUACCAAAGACAAAGAGGAUUUCUUCAAUUCACAGUGGGACCUCACCACACAGCAGAUCCUGCCCUACAUUGAUGGCUUCCGCCAUGUCCAAAAGAUCUCUGCUGAGGCAGAUGUGGAGCUCAACCUGGUGCGCAUUGCCAUUCAGAACCUGCUGUACUAUGGUGUUGUGACACUGGUCUCCAUCCUCCAGUACUCCAAUGUGUACUGCCCGACUCCAAAAGUCCAGGACCUGGUAGAUGAUAAGUCCUUGCAGGAGGCAUGUCUCUCCUACGUCACCAAACAAGGGCACAAAAGGGCCAGUCUCCGAGACGUAUUCCAGCUGUACUGCAGUCUGAGCCCCGGCACCACUGUGCGAGACCUCAUCGGCCGCCACCCCCAGCAGUUGCAGCACGUCGAUGAGAGGAAGCUGAUCCAGUUUGGGCUUAUGAAGAACCUCAUCCGGAGACUACAGAAGUAUCCAGUUCGAGUGUCUCGGGAGGAACGGAGCCACCCUGCCCGCCUUUACACGGGCUGCCACAGCUAUGAUGAGAUCUGCUGCAAGACAGGCAUGAGCUACCACGAACUGGAUGAGCGACUAGAAAACGACCCCAACAUCAUCAUUUGCUGGAAGUGAGGCUGACUGGAGCGUAUUGCUAUGGCCACGUGCCCCUGCUACGCCCUCAUUGGUCCACGGGGGCCAGACAAGUAGGCUUGUGCAUAUGGUCUGGAGGUGAUCCUCGGUUCUGUGAAUCAAGUCAUCUCUUUCGUCCUGUGGAGUUUUGAAUACUGGCUCAGCCAAUCACUAAAGACGUGAAUGUGCUAGUCAUGCCAGCUAGCCUGGCCUGGCUGGAGUGCCAUCUAGUGGACAGAAGUGGCAAUGGCCAAGUAAACAGUAUGGUUUUGGUUUGG
Microtus ochrogaster (prairie vole) is the source of this 1544-nucleotide messenger RNA. It is a transcript of the gene Nprl2, whose product is annotated as NPR2 like, GATOR1 complex subunit. NCBI's taxonomy places the organism in Eukaryota, Metazoa, Chordata, Mammalia, Rodentia, Cricetidae. Gene Ontology annotation, biological process: negative regulation of TORC1 signaling; positive regulation of autophagy; cellular response to amino acid starvation. Gene Ontology annotation, molecular function: GTPase activator activity. Gene Ontology annotation, cellular component: GATOR1 complex; vacuolar membrane. The record is from RefSeq and is a predicted model, not a curated record.